UGUUCCUGAAGGUGAGUGCCCGGUACCAUAGAGAUGGUGACAGCUACUGCUCCAGUAUGGGUUGUGAGAGAAUCAUCAUCCACGCCUUCGUCAUGAGCGACGAGGUGGCGAACUGCACCAUAGAGGCCUACCCCAAAUAUUACACCCCGCCUACGGAAACGGUCCCCAUGGCAAUCCACGUGGCUGAGCAAGAGUCAUGUUCUAAUUGUGGAUCCCAGAUCCCGAUAGUAUUUGAUGAUCGGCAACAGUAUGCCAACAUAACUAUAGUAUCCAGCGGAUUCUUCGAGGUGAAAAAUGGACUACAGACAUAUGUAGAGGUGAACGGUGUAAAGGUCAUAGGUCGCAGGGGUUACCUGGUGGUGGCGGUGGACGUGACGUCAGGUAACGUCACCCAUCAGCGCAGCUUUGACACGUUUGCGCAAGCGCGGAAGGACGAAGCGAUGGCCAGAUUUAUACGGAAGGAAGUCCCCUUAGAAUCUAUUAUAUUAGUGUCCGUAAAGGAUGAAUCCAGCAGGCGAGCCAACCAUUGUCUACAGGCACUCAGGGAGAUAGGAGCAAAAGAACCGGUCAAAACGGGAUUUAGAGGAAGCUUUGCCAUGAUUGGCUACAAAGGCCUGACCCAGCCGUCAUGGAUCCAACAGAUCAACCUCCCACCGAAGAAGGGACCAGCCGAGAUCCGGACCCUCAUCCCCCUCCUCAAGUAGAGACCUGGGGGCAUUUCUUCCAUUGCUGCAGAGAAAUUCAUUAUUCGUCUCGCAGUGCACCCAAUCGGCACCCAUUCGAGUACCUCCUCAAGCAAGGGCCCUUUUUUACGUCCCUUCCGAAAGAGAAAUGCAACUCCAACCAAAAACCAUGCCAAUAUUCUAGUAACUAAACAAAACUGUUCUUUUCGGAACUUUUUCUGCCAUCUUCACUUUCUGGGGACAAUCACGACUUGCCAACCUCAUGAAAAUAUUCACGAAGUGCCAGAAUUGCAUGUAAUGCCAAGACAAUGUACGCCUUCAGCUGUUGAUUAGUGACAAGUUGAAUAUUUCUAAGAAUUAUCAGUAAAAUUACUAGUAUGUAGUAUUUGAAAAUGACACUACACUACAAAGGAUGUUCAAGAAUAUAGUAAAUCGUAUACAGUAAUAUUUAUGUUCACAAAGAGCAUUUUCAUUAAGUUAAUCGUGGCACAGAGAGAAAACAGACAAUCGACACAUUCCCAUUGGUUGCUUGAUCACGUGAUUCCUUUCCACAAUGGUUAUCUUCAAUUGACCAAUGAGAUGCAUGUAUAUUCGAAAUUGGCCAAUGGAAUCCACGGGUGCAUUCGCGGUCGACCAAUGAAGAUGCAUGUAUAUUCAAACUUAACCAAUGGGAUUGAUGGUUAGAUUUAAGAUAGACCAAUGGAAUCGCUUUUUGCAUUCCAGGUAAAUUAUGAUAUUAUGUAAUGACUUGUUUGAUGAAGGAUUAGGACUACUUCAAGACGUUAGAGUAGUCUAUGACGUAGUGUUGCUAUGCAACGAUGCUCUGAAACGCAUCAUCACUUUUCAAUUGCAUUGUCUCUUGUAAUAUGCUACAAGCGCCUUCUAGCGUGCCUAAUGUAAACGGCAAGGUAAUGCUUGCCAAAGUUCUAUUUAUUACAGAUUCCAGGUCUUGCAGGUACUCUAAGCAAUUUUCCUGCAAAUUUACCAAGGCGUUUAAACUGUACGCAAAUUGGGAAUGAAAAAAAAAGCAAAACUUUGUAAUUAUCAAAGUAGUCAUUUGGCUGAAGUAAGUAGAUAUGUAAUGUAUAAUUAACCCGUCUGCAUAGUGCUUGAUAAAUCUUGAUAUCACCGUGCAUUAGAAUGGCUUUUGCUUGUGCAUACUGCGAACAAAUGUAAGUAUUAUUACAAAAGCACGCCUGAAGAUAGAUAGAAUUAUGGAAGAUGGAUAGAAUUUCUGAAGUUGCUUAAUUCUGCAAGUACAUUCCUUUCUAUCUAUUUUUGUUCGUUAAUUUCAGACAUCACUUUAUGGUAUUUUU
This is a messenger RNA of Branchiostoma floridae (Florida lancelet), 1999 nucleotides long. RefSeq names its product cell surface hyaluronidase-like. NCBI's taxonomy places the organism in Eukaryota, Metazoa, Chordata, Leptocardii, Amphioxiformes, Branchiostomatidae. The record is from RefSeq and is a predicted model, not a curated record. The transcript has 5 exons. The coding region runs from base 57 to 704 and encodes 215 amino acids.